GGUGAAGAACAAUGCCUAAAUGAAGGAUCGGAGGUCUUCUGGAUGGCCCGGGUCGGUUCGAGUGGGUGCCAGAGCAUGGUAUAGUGCGAAAUUAAGCAGGGGGAGAAAGUACCGGGGUGGCAGCUGGUGGCACCCAUCUGCCAUGAACAGACUGAUGCCUGGCAAGAGUGACAGCAUUGACUGAUGACAGUCGUUUAGAGCCUUUGCAGCAGCACAACAACACCCAGAUUAAUUGCACAACAGACGGGUGGCUAGACUUGCUACGCAUGACCGUAGACAACGCUUUGUAGCCAGAGAUAUGUCAGCGCUACGAUCCUUUCACCUAUCAAGCAUUAGCGUGCACCGAGGGGUCGAGUUAUAAUACCGACUAAAUUCGAUCCACGGGAUACAACAAGCGAGGGAAUCUUGGACGCGCCGUGUAACAUGUUUGUGGACAUGGUGAUGGUUCAAAAUAAGGAUAUGCCUGCCAUAAGCGAGUGAGCUCGACACUCUUUCGUCAUUAACGCGUUGACGCCUGUGCAGAACGCCUUGGAAGGAGUCGUGUGUGCACUAGACCACGAAUUCCGAUUUUUUUUGAGUUGAUGUUAUAAUUAUCUGUUCAUCAGAGGCCCCUCACCUCCCUUCUCUCUUUAAAACUACUCUUUUGACAUCCUGCAACACAUCCCCCAGCGAGGGACAAAAUAGCGCGCGAUGUUUACUACAAGUACAACGGUGAUGGUAAGGUCCUUGGCGACCAGCGUGAGACGGGCGAGCACUGCUGCGGCAGCCGCAGACAAAGAUAAAUACAGGGUCGUGGUUGUCGGCGCUGGGGCCGGAGGGUUAUCUGUUGCGAACCAGAUAUACAAUCGGUUCAAAACUUCGGGCAAGCCGUUGAACGAGGGUGAUAUUGCAAUCCUCGACGCUGCCGAGUUCCACUACUACCAGCCCGGAUGGACGCUCGUUGGGUCGGGCCUUAUUCCCAAGAGCCAGACUCGCCGCCAAUUGGCGUCACUUAUUCCACAACACCUUGCACAUAUCCCUGAGAAUGUCAAGAGUUUCUCCCCGGAUUCGUCUUCGGUCACCACCACAUCUGGGAGGAAAAUCUCAUAUGACUCUCUCGUCGUUGCAACGGGCCUCAAGAUUAAUUGGGAUACUAUAUCUGGUCUUCCCAAGGCACUCGCUGAUCCGUCCUCGGGCGUAUCGUCCAUCUACUCGUAUGAUACUUGUGACAAGGUUUGGUACGAUAUCGAUGCUCUCAGGUCCGGAAAGGCCAUCUUCACACAGCCAGCGGGCGUUAUAAAAUGUGCUGGCGCUCCGCAAAAGAUUAUGUGGAUGGCUUGGGAUCGUUAUCAGAAGACCAACCGGGGCGAUAACAUCAAAAUUGACUUUUAUACUGGCAUGCCUACUAUGUUCAGUGUGAAGAAAUAUUCGGACGCUUUAGAGAAACUCCGUGUGGAACGUGGUAUUGGAGGACAUUUCCAACACAAUCUUAUUUCCAUUGAUUCUGCCAAUCGCAAGGCUACUUUCAAGAAACCCGAUGGCUCGACCGUAGAUGUGGAUUACACCCUUUUGCAUGUUACCCCACCUCAGGGCGCACCAGAGGUUAUCAAAAACUCGCCGCUUGCGGAUGAGGCGGGCUAUGUCGCCGUAGACAAGGAGACCUUGAGGCAUGUUAAGCCAGAGUAUGGGAACGUGUUCGCGCUAGGCGAUUGUUCAAGUCUCCCCACGAGCAAGACCGCGGCCGCUAUCACUGCGCAAGCACCAGUCCUGACUGAGAACUUGUUCUCCGUCCUGGACACGGGUAACGUGUCUGGUGCUAAGUAUGACGGAUACACGAGUUGCCCGCUCUUGACGGGCUACGGGCAAUUGAUGCUUGCCGAGUUCAAGUACGGCGGAGAACCUAAGGAGACGUUCGCUCCCUACUUUGGUGACCAAGCCAUCCCGAGGCGUCUUUACUAUCACCUGAAGAAGGACCUGUUCCCCUGGUCAUAUUGGAACCUCAUGCUUGGUGGUAACUGGUUUGGUAGCAAGGGUCUUUUCCGACCCAAGUUCCCUAAGCAGUAAAAGUGUAUAUGUGACACAUUAUAGUUGGAAAUGUACAACUAAUUUAUCGUCAACUACUGAAUGCCCGCGAUGUCGAACAGCUUUAAGUCGGCAACCUCAUUUGGCCGUGCACGUGAUUUUGUGGGCUUGUGUUGUUGAUCGGCCGGCUUUCGCGCCGCGUGGGA
Molecule: messenger RNA, 2207 nt
Organism: Somion occarium
Lineage: Eukaryota; Fungi; Basidiomycota; Agaricomycetes; Polyporales; Cerrenaceae
Source: the annotation of a GenBank genome assembly